Messenger RNA from Mauremys mutica (yellowpond turtle), 3443 nucleotides. It is a transcript of the gene BET1L, whose product is annotated as Bet1 golgi vesicular membrane trafficking protein like. Gene Ontology annotation, biological process: regulation of retrograde vesicle-mediated transport, Golgi to ER; retrograde transport, endosome to Golgi. The record is from RefSeq and is a predicted model, not a curated record. NCBI's taxonomy places the organism in Eukaryota, Metazoa, Chordata, Testudines, Geoemydidae. The transcript has 4 exons. Bases 233 to 568 code for a protein of 111 amino acids. Gene Ontology annotation, cellular component: SNARE complex; Golgi trans cisterna. Gene Ontology annotation, molecular function: SNAP receptor activity.
GAACGGGACUGUCCGGACAAGGGGGAAGGGGCCCAGUUGUCCGGUCGGGGAGGCUGCUGGGCGGGACGCUCCCGGGCCGGUGUCUCCUCCCCCGCUGCAGCCGGGGCUCGGUGGCAGGGGAGGCCCCGCCUUGGGAGGCGGAGUCACUGCGGAGUCACUCCCCGCCCCGGCCAAUCGGAGCCCCCGCUAGCGGCCGAAGCCGGAUACGGAGGCACCAAGACAGGACGCGGCCAUGGCGGAUUGGGGUCGAGGUCAGAGUCCAAAUGCUGUGGACGAUAUGCUAGAUAUGGAGAAUAAGCGCAUGGCGGACAAUCUAGCUACCAAGGUCACCAGGCUGAAAUCGCUGGCACUGGAUAUUGACAAAGACGCUGAGGAUCAAAACCGCUAUCUGGAUGGCACGGACUCAGAUUUCAUGAGUGUGACAGGCCUGCUGACGGGAAGUGUGAAGCGUUUCUCCACCAUGACACGCUCGGGAAGGGAUAAUCGCAAACUGCUUUGUUACGUUUCUGCUGGACUGGUGGUUGUCUUUUUCAUCCUCUAUUAUCUGAUCUCAAAAGCACGGACUUGAGUGGGGUCCUCAUGUUGGAAUUUUUAUGGAAAGAAAAACUGUGGCCAUGAUAAACAGAGACUUGCUCAAAGAUAUCCUCAAUCUACCCUGUCAAGGAUUGUUGGGAUAUUCCUGGAGGACCAGAUAACCUCUCUGGACUCCAGGUUACUGUCACUUUUCUAAUCAGUCUUGGACAUAUUCAUCAGAUAUUUUCAUAAAAUGAAUAUAGUUCAUUUUGAUCUUUUUAAAUGUAUGUAUACUGCAACUUGAUCUCCUUGUUGACACUUAGCCUUCAUUUAUUGCUUUAUUGUCCAUGACCUUUAGCCUUCAUCUAUUACCUGGCUCAUAACCAUGUCAUGUCCACCUUAGUGACGUGCUGUGUUGUUAAUGUGAAAGUGUCUGACUCAGCCCAUAGUAGCAAUGUGCCUGUGCACCAUUCAAAAAUGAGCAGAGCUGGGAGGGGCUGCAUGGUUUAGUCUGAAUAUGGGACUGGGAGGCAGGAGCUGUUGCGUUCUAAUCCAGCUCUGUCAUUGGCUAGCUCUGUGGUCUUGGGAAGUCAGUUAAUCUCAUUUUAUGUUUUGAAAUACAUUAAUACCAGCAGCAUCUCAGGCUAGAAUUGUUGUACAACACUCUGAAGAACUAAAUUGUGUGUGGUAGCUACUGAGUUGAGUAGUUACUACUUGUUACAAAAAUCCAUCAGCCAUUCAUGGUAUCGGAGCAGGAUUUUACCACCAUGAUAGCUUGGUUCUACUGACUUGCUUGUCUCAUAGCGGAGGAUGGGGAAAGGCAGUGAAAAGAUGGCUGGUGGCAGUAGCACGAAUAUCAUGGGUCUUGUAACAAGUAAACACAUGCUCAGUUGGAACUGUAGAAGACAUGAGACAGUUGAAAAACUGAAGAGGAGGAAAAACAUUACUUUACAAAAGGCUGGAAACUAUUGUUUAAAUAAUCUAGAAGGGGAAGUUGUUUGAACAAUUGGCACUAGCAUUCCCAUAAUACAGCACUUUGGUAUUGUUGGGAAGACAUUUCCACUCCAUAGGUAAAGAUGGAGUUUAGAUCUGUCGUCUUAAGUGGUCUGAUCAGAGGGAUGAUUUAAAAUAGGAGGUCACCUUAGAAUUCCCAAUUCUUUGUCCCCUCCACAGUACAUCACUUGGUAGGUACGCCACAUGUCACUGGGUAACUGUGUGGGAUACAUACCUGAGCAAGUAUUGUCUAUUGUUUGUGAAGCCAUCACUCCAGAACUUGCAGCACUUUGAGAUACAGUAUGUACCCUGCUCUGUGAUUGUUCUACAUAAUUCUGUGCAUUAGAAUGCUGUGUGGAUGAAGGACAUUUAUGAUCUUUCAGCACUACAUCUUUAUUCUGUACUGUAUGCUGGUUAAGAAUGCUCAUCCCAAAUCACCCUUCUCUCCCUUUCAUUGACCUUGUCGCUUCCCCUCUCAUUCCAACGCAUGUAUGUUCUCCCAUCUGAAUUAUUUAUAUCUGCCUCCAGUUAUAAUAAACCAUUCUAAAAAUACUGCUAUUGUUUUAAAAAAAUACCCCAAACGCUACACAUUAUUUUAAAAGGUUUUUAUGGUACAAAACAACUCUACCAUAAUUGUUUUGUAGUGUAUAUUAUUUGUUCCAAGGGCUGAUCUGGAUUUUUCUGUAAGAAAGCCAAUCAUCAAGCAAGGAAAUCUCUUAUUCCUCUUGAUGUAGCCACCUGUCUAGGACCAAAGAACAUAUCCUCUAUACUGUUAUUCUCCCUAAACAAACUCAUAUUCCCUAAUCCCUGUGUAUAUUGUCUGAUCCUGACAAAUGACACUGUGUAUGACAGUGAAAAAUUCCUCUCUUACAAGCCACAGAACAUUGAUCCUUCUGCAGAUUUAGAUCCAGUUUUCUUAAUCUGCUUCUUAUCUUGAAUAUUGAUCUUCUAAUGUACUAGUUGAUGUACUGUAACUUGUGUCCUUAUCCUGUUCCAAAGGUAGAAUGUGCAAUAGGGAUGGAGGGAAAAGGAUGCAGUGAUGAUCCAUUCUGGCUCUUGGUUCAGUUGACUAGUUGACUCAGUCCUGUUUGAUUCUUGUCUUUGGUAAGACUUGGCUGUUCUGAGCUCAUUUUACAUGCUUAAAAAAUUUGGGUGGCUCACUUGACUAUUCCAUCUGCUUCCCUUAAGCAAAUCUUUCAUGACCAAAAAACUCCAAAGCACUCUAAUUUUUGCCAGAAUGAAGUGUGAAUAAAGUUGUACUGUCUUAAGAUGCUGCACCAGUAAUUAUAUAUGUAUGUACUUAUCAUGGUCCAAAGCUGUAUUAUACUAGCCAGUUUCCAAACAUGUACAUGAUUAACUUUUUAUAGGACUUAUUGCCUUGGAACCUGCAUUGAUGAACAGUCAUCAAUAAUACAUUACUCACUACUAUAAGGGACAGUGGAGAUUACAUCCAAGCGCUAAGAUGCAGUAGACCAGAAGGUGUGACAAGAUAGCACCCUAUGGGAUCUGCAUGUAUCCAUAAAGAAGAAGAGAAAUUGGCCCCUACUGACUUCUGGGAUGAAGAGGAAAAAUGACCACUAAAGUACAAGUCACCCAUCUUGCUCAGGAGUCAAUAAUAGAGCUGGUCAGGAACUUUUAAACAAUUUUGUUGUUGGAAAAUCCUGAUUUGUCAAAACCAAAACUUCCCCUGGGUUUCAAUGGAUUGUUUGACACUUUUGUUCCAAUUUUUUUCCUUUUUGGAAUGAAGUAUUUGAUUUUUGAUUCACAGUGACUUCUUGUUUUGAAAUGUUAGUUUAAAAAUAUUUUUAAAAUAAAGGUCAGCAUUGUCCUCCUGGAGUCCAACAGUUCGCUUCCCCAUCACAACCUUCACACCAACCUGUUUUGAAAGGCUAAGUAAAACUCCGAGAGAACACAAUAAAUGGGGGAAGGGACUGUUG